Molecule: messenger RNA, 1729 nt
Organism: Myotis brandtii (Brandt's bat)
Lineage: Eukaryota; Metazoa; Chordata; Mammalia; Chiroptera; Vespertilionidae
Gene: SHROOM1
Product: shroom family member 1
Exons: 7
Coding region: 73-1650 (525 amino acids)
Biological process (GO): cell morphogenesis; actin filament bundle assembly
Cellular component (GO): apical plasma membrane; apical junction complex; cortical actin cytoskeleton
Molecular function (GO): actin filament binding
Source: RefSeq, a predicted model, not a curated record
CUCGCCAACCAGCAGCAGCAGUGGUGCUUCUCGGAGCCAGGGAAGCUGGAUGGCCUGGGUCGGGGCGUUGGGAUGGCGGGGGAAUGCUCGGGUGGGGCCUGCUCCGGCUUUGGCUUCGCCAGGCCCGAGACCCAGGAAUUGCAGCAUCAGGCGGUGGCCGAGUUCGAAGGUCACCAGAUCAGAUGGCUGAGAGGCACAGAGGACCGCGAACCCCUGUCCUUGAAGCUCCACGACGACGUCUACAGGCCUGCUCGGAGUCAGAGCGCGUCAGGGGAAGCUUUGGGUGCCUGGGGAGGCCCAGGAGGAGUCGUGCCCAUCGUCCAGGCUGUUCCUCAAGGAGCAGAACCCAGACCCUUGUUUCAGACCACACAUUCCAGGUUCCUGACUCGGAAGGAAGCUGCAGUGGUGUGUCCUGCAGAGGGUCCCCAGAGCAGGCCCAUUGACUGUGAGCUCAGAGUCCCAGAGACCCACAUUGUGUGUGCCCGGCUCCCUUCCCUUCCUGAUGAUGAUGUCUUCCUGGAAGAAGUCCCGCUGGUCAGAAUGAGAGCACCUCCAGACUCCCAUGCCCCGCCAGGGCUCUCAGCCAGUGUCCAUGCCUCUGACCCACAAUAUGGAGCUGGCUUGGGCCAAAGGCCUGGCAGGGCUACAGUUUGCCCAGAGCACCCCCUCCAUGAGUGCCUAGAGACUGCAGGGACAGGUGACUGCUGGCCCACAUGCUGUCGUUCUCCCGGGACUGCAAAUGUUGAUGUCCCAACCCACGACUCCACUGGACUGCUGACGACGGACUUCCCUGCAGCUGUAGAGCGUGACUCCCUCAAACCUCUCCCAGUCGAUGCCCUGGGACCUCCGGGCAGUGACACCCAAGGGCCUCCUGAUGACACUGCCUGGGCUUGGGGCCCUGUCCAGCCUGGUUCUAAGCCGACAUGGCCAAGUCCACGCCUGGAGCAGCUGGCUCAGGAGCUUGCCAGACUGGAUCCCUCUCUGAGUGACACUCUCACAUCCUAUCCCAGCCCAGAGCCACCUCUGGAUCUGCUGGAUGGGCUGAUUCCUUUAGCUGAGGUCUGGGCUGCAAUGAGACCAGCCGGUGGCAAGGCUGGAGAGGAGGCUGCUGGUAUUUCUGAGCCAGGUUCCACCCAGGUCCUGCCAACUUCUCAGGAGGAAGCAAGGCCUGAAAACCUUACCCCUCCCCCUGUGUCUGACCAGCCAUGUGGCCAGGGUCUGCCUGAGCCAAAAAGCAGCAUCCAAGCUAAGAAAGUGGAGCUCGCGGACCUCCUGCAAAAGAUGCUGCGGAGCCUUCAAGCGGAGCAGGAGCAGCUGCAGGGGACUGCCCAGACCUGGGCCAGGCGUGGGGCUGCGCUGGAAGCCGCGGUAGGCCAGGCCUGUGCACCCCGCGAGCUAGAGCGGUUCAGCCGGUUCAUGGCCGACCUAGAGCGUGUGCUUGGCCUCCUGCUGCUACUGGGCAGUCGCCUGGCUCGCGUGCGCCGUGCCCUGGCUCGAACGGGAGCACACGGCGACCCCGCGGAGCAGAUCGGGGGAGCCACCAAAGAAGGUGGACACCAACAGCGCCCGUCCUUUCAUGUUGUCCCGGUCUCCCUCCUGCCCCAGUUAUUCUCCCGCCCACACCGUUAUUCUUUCAGAGAGCAAGAAUGAGCUCACCAUGGUGUGCGCUGUUGGUACCACAAACCCAGCCUUGAAGCACCAGGAGCCGGGUGACUUUCACCUCCAGGAC